This is a messenger RNA of Brenthis ino (lesser marbled fritillary), 1491 nucleotides long. The record is from the annotation of a GenBank genome assembly. Lineage: Eukaryota; Metazoa; Arthropoda; Insecta; Lepidoptera; Nymphalidae.
AUGACUACAUCAUCUGAAGAUGUUUUGCUAAGCGUGGGCCAUGUCAGGUAUAAAAAGGGUGAUGGAACCCUCUAUGUAAUGAACCAAAGACUGGCUUGGAUGAUGGAAAAUAGAGACACAGUGGCUGUAUCACAUAAAUAUGCAGAUAUUAAAACUCAAAAAAUCUCACCAGCUGGUAAACCAAAAGUACAGUUACAAGUAGUUUUACAUGAUGGGACUUGUUCAACAUUUCAUUUUGUAAAUCCUUCUGGUCCAGAGGCCCAAGCAAAAGAUAGAGAUCAAGUUAAAAUGUUACUACAAAAUUUAUUGCCAAAGUUUAAGAGACAGAUUGAUGGAGAAUUAGAGAUGAAAUCUAGAUUAUUAUCUCUUCAUCCUACAUUAAAGCAUUUAUAUGAAGACUUAGUUAUAUCAAAAGUAAUAAAUAGUGAGGAAUACUGGAACACACCCACCUUAAAACAUUAUACAGAAUCAACCAAUAUGAAACAGGAAGCUGGAGUAUCUGGAGCAUUCUUAGCGGAUAUCCAACCUCAAACAGACGGGUGUAAUGGUCUAAAGUACAAUCUAACACAAGAUAUAAUAGACGCGAUAUUCAAAACAUAUCCAGCCGUUAGAAAGAAACACAUAGACUAUGUUCCUAAUAAAAUGACAGAGGCAGAGUUUUGGACCAAAUUUUUUCAGUCACAUUAUUUUCACAGAGAUCGUAUAGCGUCCUCAUCUAGUAAAGACUUAUUUGGGGAGUGCGCCAAAAUGGACGACCAAGCAAUCGCAUCGGCAAUGAAACACACUACAUUAGAUUUAACGGUCGAUUUACCACAAUUCACGGAAUCUGUCCCUCUCUUACCUGAUGAAGAUUCUCACGAGAAGGAAAAGGACGGAACAUCAAUCCACCGCAGUAUGAUAAAAAGGUUCAACCAACACUCCAUUAUGGUGCUCAAAGCUAGUCAAAAAAACUCCAAUAGCAAUAGCAGUAGCAGUAGUAGUAAAAACAAAUUAGAGAAUGGCGUCAAAGAAAGCAACGGUGUGGGGGAGAAGCGUCGUGCUGAGGAAGCGCCCCCCGACCAGACACCACAGACACCACAAACACCCCCCGACAAGAAGAGGAGGAUACUGGAGAUGAUACACUACGAGGAUCUGGACAGCGGCAGUGAGAGCAAGGAUAUGCAGGAGCUGAAGUUGUCUAAGGUAGAAAGAUAUUUAUUGGGGCCAGCGUCGCAAGUGAUACAAACAAGUGCGACGACUAGCAAUCCGCCGCCAUUGUCAGCGCUGGCGUCUAUAUGUCAAGCGUGGAGCAGCGGGCAGGCGUGCGCGCGGCCGCUGCGCGUGCGCGCGGGCGCGGCGGUGGGCGCGCUGGGCGAGCUCAGCCCCGGCGGCGCGCUCAUGCGCGCGCACCACGCCGCCUGCAUGGCGCUCAUGUUGAUCACCCCUAUAGCUUCUAUAACUGUAUACAUUCAGCUAACCAAAAUUCAGCUCACGUUGCUUUUACUCACCUGU